UGCGCCUCCUCAGACACGCCAGCGGCCAUGUUGAAGUUUCACUCAGUCUUUCUCUGUCUGAUGGUCAUCAUGUUCAACCGAGACCAGGCCGCUCUCCUCUCCCUUCUACUGAUCAAUAUGUGCCACGGCUCUGAAGUGAUUGAACACAGGGAUAAGCUGGUGUCCAGAGGAGACUCCGUCAUCUUAACCUGCAACAGAUCUGAGACGCAAAUAACGCAAAUCACAUGGACCAAAGGCACAUUUGUGCAUUCGUUUUUGUUCUCAGGGAAUCAGACUUUUUCAAAUUUCACAUCUGACAGACUGAGAAUAGACAACAACUCACCUUCAACGAUGAAUAUUUCUAAUGUUCAGCAUGACGAUGCAGGGACCUACAGAUGUUGUAUAUUUGACAAGAGAGGUACAUGGACCAUUAAGUGGAAUUUAAAUGUGUCUGGAGAAGCUGAAGAAACCAGUCCACUGAGCAACCUUCCCUACAUACUCACAGCCGUAAUUGGAUUUCUUCUAGUCACAGCUGUCGGCCUCUAUAGCUCGACUAAGUUCCCAAACCAGCUCCAGGAACGCGAGACCCUGAGUUAUGUCCAGUUUCGUGUUUACUCGGGAGAAGAGGUGCAUGCUCCCCUCCAACCCCACAGUUGUGCAGAAUACAGGACGAAUCACAAGCAUGUCGGUACUUCACGAGGCUCAAUUCAAUAUGUGGCCUUAUGAGCAUGAAGGUCAGUGCAAAGACGAAAAGGAAACAAAGGCAAAAUGUCGAUUGUAUAAAAAAAAUUACUGAAAUGUAAACAUACUGCUGCUGCAGCUCAGUGGGGAGAGAAGUCGUCCUGCAACCACAAGGUAGACGUGUCCAUGAGCAACUCACUGAACCCCUGGGUGCUUCACUGCAGCCCACUGCUCCUCAAUAACUAAGAAUGGGUCAAAUGCAGAGAAUACAGUUCAUAUAUGUAUUUAACUAUAUGUAAUAUGACAAUAAAAGUCUUUCUUUUC
This is a messenger RNA of Pseudoliparis swirei, 984 nucleotides long. RefSeq lists its product as uncharacterized. The transcript is spliced from 5 exons. The record is from RefSeq and is a predicted model, not a curated record. The coding region runs from base 28 to 705 and encodes 225 amino acids. NCBI's taxonomy places the organism in Eukaryota, Metazoa, Chordata, Actinopteri, Perciformes, Liparidae.